AUGGCGAAUUGGAAACCGAAUCCUGGUCACGGCACCAUAAUGUUGGGGCAGAUUGACGUUGAUUUUCGGUUGAUGUAUGGUAUCAACGAUGGAGUUAAGAAGUGGAAUUUGGCGUUUCCAAAACUGGUGAAAUACCUAGAUCGACCAUACAAAGACGAUUUUUCAAAGAAAAUUCUGGAAUGCCUAACAUCUCCAGAAUUUGACUUAGAUGUUAAAACCUGUGCCUUUCUCCUGCUUCUGAACAAUGUUCUAAAACCAACAAAGGUAACUCGAAAAUUUAAGCCAUCGAUUUUGGCAGCUCAGGAAGAAAUCAUAUUGUUUGCGGCAUCAAACGACUUGGCUGCUGGCGUCUUAACUAAAUUCAACGAAGACUAUUCUAAUUACGGAUUUCAACCGGCUCCGAAACUGAUAUUCAUCGGCAAAGGUAUUGACUCUCUUGAAGGGGAGUUUCAGGUACGUUUCCAGGACUUCAGUUAUCGAUUCGAUAGUGCAAGUAGAGCCAUAGAUGUUCUGGUUAAAUUCUGUGCUGUUUUUGGACUGGAGCAUUCUCGAACAUUUUCAACAGUUAAACCGGGAAAUGACGAAACCGAUCAUCAGCAAAAUACAAUAUCUGCACUUGCUAAAAAUUUAGAAGAUUUUAACAAGGCCGCAGUUGCUUUUACAUUAGAAUUACACAAUGAGUCAACUAAAUGCUAG
Ochlerotatus camptorhynchus is the source of this 696-nucleotide messenger RNA. RefSeq lists its product as uncharacterized. Bases 1 to 696 code for a protein of 231 amino acids. The transcript has 4 exons. Lineage: Eukaryota; Metazoa; Arthropoda; Insecta; Diptera; Culicidae. The record is from RefSeq and is a predicted model, not a curated record.